AGAAUUUUCAGGAAGGUUGCAGAACAGUUGCGUCAGAAUCUUGCGCACUUGUGUUUAGGAAGGUGAACUACAAACGCUCCACUUCGGGUUGAUACAAGAUAGUAGACAGUAAACAUGCUGGUCGCGAGACUGACGUGCCUGAGGAGUCUCCCUAUGGCCGGGCUCCAUCCCGUGCUGAGGCAGGGCUCCUCUGCCCUGAGAACUCCCAUCCUCAAGACCUGUACACCUGUGAUCAGGCCCCAGCAGGGUUUUUCAUCUAAGGCCAGAUUUGGUUUUCGUCGUGGGAAGAUGGCCAGAGACCAGAUCAAAGAAGCUGCUUUUGAGCCAGCGACAGACACAGCCAUUAGAAUCGACGGUAUGGGAAGAAUAUUUCUGGCUGGAGGUGCAGCAGUUGGCCUUGGAGCUUUGUGCUACUAUGGACUUGGCAUGUCCAGUGAAGUUGGUGCCAUUGAGAAAGCAGUGAUCUGGCCUCAGUAUGUGAAGGACAGGAUUCACUCCACCUACAUGUACUUUGCAGGCAGUAUUGGACUGACUGCUCUGUCAGCUGUAGCUGUGAGCAGGACCCCGGCACUUAUGGGUCUGAUGAUGAGGGGGUCCUGGCUCGCAAUUGGAGCAACUUUUGCAGCCAUGAUUGGUGCCGGCAUGUUGGUCCGAUCCAUUUCAUAUGAGCAUAGCCCAGUGCCCAAACAUCUCGCGUGGAUGCUGCAUGCAGGUGUCAUGGGUGCUGUCAUCGCACCUCUCACUCUCCUGGGAGGGCCUCUGAUGAUGAGGGCUGCCUGGUACACAGCAGGCAUUGUGGGAGGUCUGUCCACUGUAGCUAUGUGUGCCCCAAGUGAGAAGUUCCUUAAUAUGGGUGGCCCACUGGCUGUUGGCUUUGGAGUGGUCUUUGCUUCCUCUAUUGGAUCAAUGUUCCUGCCUCCCACCUCGGCCUUUGGAGCUGGACUAUACUCUGUCGCCAUCUACGGAGGCCUGGUCCUUUUCAGCAUGUUCCUUCUCUAUGAUACACAGAAAGUCAUCAAGAAGGCAGAAACAUACCCACUCUAUGCUGUACAGAAAUUUGAUCCCAUCAACGCGUGCAUGGGGAUUUACAUGGACACACUGAACAUCUUCAUGAGGCUAGUGAUGAUUCUGGCAAACGGUGGCGGCGGCAAAAGAAAGUGAAUGGCAGAACUUUGACUUUAGCUUCAGUUUUACUCUACACGUAACAGAACAAAGCCAUGUUUUAUUACCAGCAGCGUACACCAAAUGUCAUUUUAGAGGCAGUUCAUAUCAAACUAGUAAAUAAACAUGGCUGCUUUGCAAGUGUGUGAAGAUGAGGAUUGGGUUCUGUGGGUCAGGUUACCAGUCCAAGUUGAAAAGAAAUGUUGUACAUUGAUAACACACAGAAAAGUAUCUGGCUUAUGUGUGGGUUUACAGAUGGAUUUGAUCUGUCUGCAUGUAUUAACCUGUCCUUUGUAUUCCUCUAUAUGUUUUCUAUUUAUUUUCCAUGAAGAUUCAAGAAUCAGUCGUAUGCAACAGAAAUGUCACACUAUGUAGACUAUACUCACAGUUAAUGGAAGUGAUAUUGCAUUUCUGUACUUUUGGAUUGGCUUAGUCCAUGUAUUCAUCAGAAACUCGUUUAAUGGCAACUUCAUUCAAAACAACUCUUUAAAAUCAAAAGAUGAAUAAAUGUACUUUCUAAAUUA
Solea senegalensis (Senegalese sole) is the source of this 1685-nucleotide messenger RNA. It is a transcript of the gene ghitm, whose product is annotated as growth hormone inducible transmembrane protein. Bases 115 to 1161 code for a protein of 348 amino acids. The transcript has 9 exons. Gene Ontology annotation, cellular component: mitochondrial inner membrane. Lineage: Eukaryota; Metazoa; Chordata; Actinopteri; Pleuronectiformes; Soleidae. The record is from RefSeq and is a predicted model, not a curated record.